Messenger RNA from Fomitopsis serialis, 531 nucleotides. RefSeq lists its product as uncharacterized. The record is from RefSeq and is a predicted model, not a curated record. The transcript is spliced from 3 exons. Lineage: Eukaryota; Fungi; Basidiomycota; Agaricomycetes; Polyporales; Fomitopsidaceae. The annotation marks the transcript as partial. Gene Ontology annotation, cellular component: fungal-type vacuole membrane.
CUGUUUUUCAUGUUUGCGGUGGGCCUGCCUGCUGGCAAGCUUUUCGAUCAAGGGUACUUUCGUCAAGUUAUCACCUGUGGCAGUGCUCUCUGCGUCUCCGAUACGUUCAUGCUUUCGCUCGCGAUUCCACAGAAGUACUACCAACUCGUCCUCUCGCAGAGCAUUGGUAUGGGUAUCGGGAGCGAUCUGAUGCUUGUUCCCGUCAUGUUCGUGCAGACUCAACAGUACUGGUGGAUGCGGUGCUCGCUCGCAAUGGGAAUCGUCAUGACAGGCGCCGUAAUCGACAAUCUAAUCCACCCUGUCAUGCUCAACAAGCUUGUAAACCGCGGUGCUGGCUUCGCCUGGGGAGUGCGUGCAACCGUGUUCCUUACCCUCAGCCUGCUUGCCACCACCAACUGUAUAAUGACGACUCGCUUGCCGAGCGCUAGGCAGCGUGGACCGGGGCCUAAGCCGAAUAUGAAGACUAUCAUGACCGACGGGCCAUAUGUAUUGGUUGUUCGCGAUCGGGUACGUGGCCCAUUAGUUGAGUGA